AUGGCGGAUAACAACCAAGGCUGUAAGAUUACUUUGUACUGGCUCGAGCAAUCUCGAAGCCACCGCAUUCUCUGGCUUCUGGAAGAGCUGCAGCUGAAAUAUGAGCUCAAGACGUACAAGCGUCGCGCCGACAAGCUCGCCCCGAAAGAGCUGAAGGAGAUUCAUCCUCUUGGUAAAUCACCUUUGAUCACCAUCGAGGCGCCAGGAGCCACGAAGCCUCUGGUACUGGCCGAGUCUGGCGCGAUUGUGGAAUAUCUUGUCGACCAUUUCGGUGCCGCGCGACCGACGCUAGUUCCCCAACGGUACUUGGCCGGCCGUGAAGGCCAGGUGGGUGGAGAGACUGAGGAGUGGAUGCGCUAUCGCUAUUUCAUGCACUACGUUGAGGGCAGUCUCAUGCCUUUCUUGGUGAUGACUUUGGUGAAUGACUCUAUUCGAAAUUCCCCUCCCUUCUUUGUUCGCCCGAUCACUAGUAUGGUUGCCUCACAAGUGGAAAGCCAAUUCCUCACCCGCAAUGUUGAGGGCAACCUAGCAUUUAUCGAGGAUCAAUUGCGUACUGCUCCUGAAGGAGGUCCUUUUAUCUGUGGAAAGGAACUCACUGCUGCUGAUAUUCUAAUGAGCUUCGCGGUCAUUGCAGUCAGUGGUCGAAUGUUGAAGGAGCAGAAGAACCGCGACAAGUACCCUCUGUUCGCUGCGUACGCCAAGCGACUGGAAGAGGCUGACGGGUACAAGUGUGCCGUCAAGAAGAUUGAGGAGAUUGAUGGAAAGUUCUCUGCCUCCAUGUAA
Molecule: messenger RNA, 783 nt
Organism: Penicillium nucicola
Lineage: Eukaryota; Fungi; Ascomycota; Eurotiomycetes; Eurotiales; Aspergillaceae
Product: glutathione S-transferase
Exons: 3
Coding region: 1-783 (260 amino acids)
Source: RefSeq, a predicted model, not a curated record